CUUAAACAUGGCGGAAACAACAGAGGAGGCACUGCUGGCUGGAGAAUAUUUUCACAAGGAAAGAAAAACGUUGACUCCCGAGGAAGAAUCCAGGCUAGAAAGGCAACAUUUUUGGAGGAUAAUCGACUCUUUUAGAUUUUACAGAUCCCAUGUCCAGGAACAAGUCAAUCGAGCCGAGCGUCAGUUUCUUCGGCUACCUCAACACCACCAAGACUUACUGCCAUCUGUACUGUCCAACCUGGCCCGCAUUCGCCAGUGUGCAGACCAUAACCAUGAAGUCCUGCAGGGCAUAGUGCAGCACAGCAUCCACAUGUUUGAGAACAUUGAGUAUGGAGAGAGGGAGGAUCAGAGAAAGGUGCAGCCCUCCUCAACAUUUGACAUGGACAAGCUGAAGUCCACCAUAAAGCAGUUUGUCAGAGAUUGGAGUGAGGCGGGUCAGGCUGAGCGGGACUCAUGCUAUCAGCCCAUCAUCCGCGAGAUCCAAAGACUGUUCCCAAGUGACCAAUAUGAUGUGUCCAAGGUUAGUGUGUUGGUUCCGGGAGCUGGUCUUGGUCGGCUAGCCUGGGAAAUUGCUCGUCUGGGUUAUAUAUGCCAGGGCAACGAAUGGAGCUUCUUCAUGCUUUUCUCUUCCAACUUUGUUCUCAACAGGUGUGAAAAGGUGAAUUGUCUGACAUUGUACCCCUGGAUUCACCAGCUUAGCAACAAUAAGAAGUCGUCAGAUCAAACACGGCCAGUCAGGUUCCCUGAUGUCAACCCUCAGGGCCUACCACAAAGUUCAGACUUCUCCAUGGUAGCAGGUGACUUUCUGGAAGUGUACUCUGAUGCAGAUUCUUGGGACUGUGUGGCGACCUGCUUCUUUAUCGACACAGCCCAUAACGUCAUACAGUAUGUGGAGACCAUCUGGAAGAUUCUUAAACCUGGAGGAGUGUGGAUCAAUCUAGGGCCUUUGUUGUACCAUUUUGAGAACAUGGCCAAUGAGCUCUCGGUUGAACUCAGCUACGAAGACAUCAGAGCAGCAAUGGUGCAGUUUGGCUUCCACAUAGAGGUGGAGAACGAGUCUGUACAUACCACCUACACAGAGAACGAGUGUUCGAUGUUAAGAUACAUUUAUGACUGUGUAUUUUUUGUGGCCCGGAAACCUGGAGGUCUGUAUUCUAACUGUCAAGAGGCUGACCAGCAACACAGUUCACCUCCCACUGCCAAAUCACCACGACAAGACAGCUCAGGGUGUCGUACGUGACUGGAAUUUAUUUCCCAAGGACUGUACACUUUAAUGCAAAUGAGAAAAAGGUGAAUUGCCAAGAAAAUGACAUUGAAGGAAAAAAAACAAUUACAGCAAAUUUUUUGUUCUAUUCUUUUGAGUAAUAAGUCACCAAAAAUGUAACCAACUUAGGAGGGAGAAGCACUAAGUAGCUGAACAUGAUUCAAAGUGUUAAUGCAUAAUUUUUUUAUUGUGCAAAUUGUGCAAAAAAGUGUGCUACCCUGUGGUUAAAAAACAGAUUUGAGCACUUGCACAUCUGCUUAAGUAGAGAGCAAUUUUCCAAUUAUAACAACAUGGUAGAAUUUAUCUCCUGUCUUAAAAAUAAUUAUUGGGCAAAUCUACAAAAUGAUUCAUCUGCUAUGAGUGGAGCUGUUAUAAUAUGCUCACUGUGAGAACUGUACAAUAUUCGUUAUCAUAAUGCUGAAGUGGUUGGCCAUGGAGGUGAGCCAUGCAUAGGCAUUUAUGAACCUUGGUAAACGUCCCUCUAUAAUGCCAUCACUACCGAGGAAUGAUUGCUACUUUAAGAAUGUGUGUGAUUGAAUGACAGGAAGCAGAUAUUUGCUGUAUUCCGAUGCAAGUGUAACAAUAGUGUUGUAUUUGCAUGGACCAUCACAUAUGUAGUCAAAGCUUGUUGCAGCUUUUCAGGAAUAAACAGUUUUAACAUGUUUUUUUUUUAAAUACUUGAAUAAAACUCCAUGUUUUAAAUAUGA
Messenger RNA from Dunckerocampus dactyliophorus (ringed pipefish), 1971 nucleotides. RefSeq names its product carnosine N-methyltransferase 1 (gene carnmt1). Lineage: Eukaryota; Metazoa; Chordata; Actinopteri; Syngnathiformes; Syngnathidae. The transcript has 8 exons. Gene Ontology annotation, molecular function: S-adenosylmethionine-dependent methyltransferase activity. The record is from RefSeq and is a predicted model, not a curated record. Bases 8 to 1240 code for a protein of 410 amino acids.